This is a messenger RNA of Anastrepha ludens (Mexican fruit fly), 985 nucleotides long. It is a transcript of the gene RpL23A, whose product is annotated as 60S ribosomal protein L23a. The transcript has 4 exons. Bases 72 to 875 code for a protein of 267 amino acids. Lineage: Eukaryota; Metazoa; Arthropoda; Insecta; Diptera; Tephritidae. The record is from RefSeq and is a predicted model, not a curated record. Gene Ontology annotation, biological process: translation; ribosomal large subunit assembly. Gene Ontology annotation, cellular component: cytosolic large ribosomal subunit; ribosome. Gene Ontology annotation, molecular function: structural constituent of ribosome; rRNA binding.
UCGAAAAUGUGAACUUCCGCCGUUUUGACAACGACGGAAGAAUUUCCUUUCCAUUCCUUUUUUUCGUAGUAAUGGCAACCAAAAAGCCAGCCGAGAAAUCCGCCAAACCGGGCGACAAGAAGCCCGAGAAGAAGCCAUCGGCCGCUUCAACUAGCUCUGCUUCAGCUGCUAAACCUGCAGCAGCGAAGAAGGCUGCCCCCGCCAAGAAAAGUGCCGCUCCAGCUGGUGGUGUGAAAAAGCCAGUUGCUAAAAAACCAGUUCCGGCCAAAAAAGCCGCAACCAAGGCAAAGCCAAGCGCAAAGGAUGCCAAAACUAAGGCUGCCGCUGGCAAAAAGCCACAAUCCCUGUUGGCUAAAUUGUCUGCGAAAGCUCGCGCUGCCGCUAAGGGCAAGAAAAUCGCCGCCAAACCCGGAGCUAAAGUGCAGAAGGGAACAGCGAAGGCUAAGGCUGUUGCCCUCUUGAAGGCAAAGAAAGUUCAAACCAAGAUUGUCAAGGGCGCUUUUGGUACUCGCACUCGCAAAAUCCGCACCAGCGUGCACUUCCGUCGUCCAAAGACUUUGGUGUUGCCACGCCGGCCUAAAUACCCAAGAAAGUCGGUGCCAACCAGAAAUCGCAUGGAUGCUUACAAUAUCAUCAAAUAUCCAUUGACUACUGAAGCCGCCAUGAAGAAAAUCGAAGAUAAUAACACUUUAGUGUUCUUAACUCACCUGCGUGCUAACAAGAAUCACGUACGUGCUGCUGUACGUAAGCUGUAUGACAUCAAGGUAGCCAAGGUCAAUAUCUUGGUGAGACCCGAUGGUCAAAAGAAGGCCUACGUACGUCUUGCGCGUGAUUACGAUGCACUGGAUAUUGCCAACAAGAUUGGCAUCAUAUAAACGUCGCGUUAUACGUUUCUUUUAUAUAUAGAAAUUUUCAAGAAAGCAAAAUGACGUAAAAAAUGGAUAUAAGUUAAUAUUAUCUAGAAUAAAAAAAAAACAAAAAAAUA